Ctenocephalides felis (cat flea) is the source of this 7417-nucleotide messenger RNA. Its product is annotated as filamin-A-like. Gene Ontology annotation, biological process: actin cytoskeleton organization. Gene Ontology annotation, molecular function: actin filament binding. Bases 177 to 6980 code for a protein of 2267 amino acids. The transcript has 2 exons. Lineage: Eukaryota; Metazoa; Arthropoda; Insecta; Siphonaptera; Pulicidae. The record is from RefSeq and is a predicted model, not a curated record.
AGGGGUGGGUCUCUAUUAAAAUUCGUCGUUCAAAAGUAAACGCGUUGACGGCAGUGUUACGUUGCUUAUCUGUUUAGCGGCAGCCGAUUAGUGGCGGCAAAAAUGAGAUUGUGCCUUCAUUAAAAUCGAUAUAGUUCAAGUUCUAAAGUUCUAAAUAUUAGUUAUAUAUAUACAAUAUGGAUGAUAAACAGCAAUAUGCGGUUGCGCCUGGCGCGCAGUCCUUCGACGAGACGCCACACCCGCCAAUACCUUCCUGCGAUCUCUACGAUCGUCAAUUCAGAGACCACACAGACGGUAAUACCGAAGACGAAGAAGAGAUGGAUGCCGCCGAGAGGGAGUUAGCCGACGACGCACCAUGGAAGAGAAUUCAGCAAAAUACUUUUACCCGUUGGGCCAAUGAACACCUAAAAAACGCGGAUCAAUUUAUUGAAACAUUAGAAUCUGAUUUAAGCGACGGGCUUAAAUUGAUUGCAUUAAUUGAAGUUUUGUCAGGAAAAAAAGUGAAACGAUAUAACAAGAAACCCACUUUCAGAUCCCAAAAAUUAGAAAAUGUUUCAGUUGCCAUGAAAUUUCUAGAAAAUGAAGGAAUACGGAUAAUCAAUAUUGAUUCUACAGAUAUUGUCGAUUGCAAGUUAAAAUUGAUACUUGGUUUAAUAUGGACUCUUAUUUUGCAUUAUGCUAUAUCAAUGCCCAUGUGGGAAGAUGAAGAUGACAUACCUCAUACUGGCUCAGGUCCCACACCUAAACAACGGCUAAUGCAUUGGAUCCAGAAUAAGGUACCUGAAUUACCUAUUCAGAACUUCACUACUGAUUGGAAUGAUGGUAGGGCGGUCGGCGCCUUGGUAGAUGCGGUUGCUCCAGGUCUUUGUCCAAACUGGCAAGACUGGAAUCCCAAGGAGGGAAUCAAAAACGCCAAAGAAGCCAUGGGUUUGGCUGAUGAUUGGCUGAAUGUACCAAAAUUGAUAACACCCGAAGAAAUGGUAAACCCUAAUAUUGAUGAGCAGUCGAUGAUGACAUAUCUAUCUCAAUAUCCCAAUGCUAAGCUAAAGCCUGGAGCACCAGUAAAAGCCCAGCCAGCAGGCGGUAAAGUUCGAGUAUAUGGCCCUGGAGUAGAACCAUCUGGUAACCUUGUUGGAGCUCCUACUAAAUUUACUGUAGAAACAUUCUCAGCUGGAAAAGGUCAGCUUGAGGUUCGCGUAGAAAAUCCUAACGGUCAAAUAAUUCCUUCAGAAGUCAAAUUUAAUAAUGAUAGAAACAUGACAUAUACAGUUACAUACACCCCAAAACAAGAGGGUAAACAUAAAAUUAUGGUGAAAUAUGCAGGAAAUGAAGCACCCAGAAGUCCAUUCUUUGUAAGUGUUGAAGGACAAGCAGGAGAUCCUACGUUAGUAACUGCAUCAGGUCCUGGGCUUUUACCUGAUGGAGUUUUUGUUGGAAAACCAACAUACUUUGACAUAUUUACUAAAAACGCAGGACCUGGUGUACCGGAGGUAAUAAUUUUGGAUCAAGCCGGUAACAAAAAUUCUGUUCAAUGUAAAGUUAAACAAACUGCACCAGGUGUUUUCCGCUGUGAAUACGUAGCUAGUACUGUUGGAUUACAUUCUGUUAAUGUAUUCUUCAGUGGACAACUAAUUCCAAAAAGUCCUUUUGGAGUCAAGAUCACUUCUGCAUCCGACGCAAAGAAAGUUCGAGCAAGCGGCCGUGGCUUACAACCUCAAGGCGUUCGUGUUGGCGAUGUUGCUGACUUUAAAAUAUUUACUGAAGGUGCCGGUGAAGGUCAACCUGAUAUUCGCAUAAUUGGGCCAGGAGGAAUUAACGAGCCAGUUAAAUUACAAAAAAUGGAUGCUACGACCUAUUACGCUGCUUAUUAUCCUAAAAAGGAAGGUCGCUAUAUUGUAAUGAUUACUUAUAAAGGCCAAGAAAUUCAAAAGUCUCCAUUUAAUGUUAAUGUUGGUCCCAAGAAAGAGACAGCCAUUCGAGCUUUUGGGCCAGGUUUGAAAGGAGGUAUGACUGGACAUCCAGCUGUAUUUACAGUUCAAACGAAUGGAGAAACAGGUGCUUUGGGUUUCAGCAUUGAAGGGCCUUCUCAAGCUACUAUCGAAUGCCAUGACAAUGGCGAUGGUUCUGCUAAUGUAUCAUAUUUACCAACUGCGCCUGGUGAAUAUGCUGUGCAUGUGCUGUGUGAUAAUGAAGAUAUUCCCGAAAGUCCUUAUAUUGCUCAAAUUGUACCGAAAAUAAAUGAAGUUAUGCCAGAAAAGGUGGAAGUUUAUGGUCCAGGCGUUCAGCCAACAGGUAUAUUAAGAGGAAAACCAACAGAAUUUACAGUAGAUUCAAGAAAAGCUGGCAAGGCUCCAUUGGAAGUUGAAAUUAUUGGAGCGAAUUGUCAACCGAUUCCAGUUACCGCAACAGAGCAACCAGAUGGUACUGUAAAAUGUCAAUAUACGCCCAAAGACAAUGCUUUACACACAGUGCAAGUAAACUUUGGUAGUGUUGCAACGAAAAAAUCACCAUAUAGGGUGCAAGUUAGCGAUCCAAUAGAUCCCACUAAAGUUCAAGCUUUUGGCCCUGGUCUCGAACCCGGCGUUAAAGCUAAUGUACCAACACACUUUAAUGUUGAUGCUCGAGAAGCUGGUGCUGCUGAUUUGAAAGUUGACAUUAAAAAUGAUGCAACAAAAGCAAACGUUCCUAUUCAAUUGACAGAUAAUGGUGAUGGAACAUAUUCUGCCGAUUAUGUUGCUCCAGAACCCGGAAACUAUACGGUAAAUCUUACUUACGGUGGAUUAAAAGUUCCACAAACACCUAAAGUUAACGUUCUUCCAAGUGUCGAUGUUUCUAAAAUCAGAGUUGACGGAUUAGAACCAAAAGUAUAUACUGAUUGCCCAACGGCCUUCGUUGUUGAUACAAGAGCUGUAGAAAAAACUCCACAACCUGGCAAAGUACAAUGUGGAAUUACUGGACCAACUGGGCGUAAAGUCGAUACUUUCAUUGCUCCUCUUGGUGAUGGAACGCAUAGAGUUGGUUACACACCCUUUGAAGACGGUCCACACAACGUAGAAGUUUUCUAUGAUAAUCUUCCUGUUAAAGGUUCACCUUUCAAGGUACAGUCAACAAGAGGCUGUGAUCCCAGUAAAUGUCGUGCUUAUGGUCCUGGUCUUGAAAAUGGAGUCGUGAAUAAAUCAAAUAUUUUCACAGUCGAAACUAAGGGCGCUGGUACUGGAGGCUUGGGAUUAUCCAUAGAAGGUCCUUCUGAAGCAAAAAUGACUUGCAAGGAUAACCGCGAUGGUUCCUGUUCGGUGGAAUAUAUACCUACAGAAUCCGGUGAAUAUGAUAUUAGCAUCAAAUUUGCAGAACAACACAUACCUGGUUCACCAUUCAGGGUGAAUGCUGAUGUUGAUAUUGAUGCUAGCCAUGUACAUGCUUAUGGACCAGGUUUAGAGCCUAUGAUGGUUAGAGCGGGAGUUCCAGUUUCAUUCACCGUAGAUGCUAGCAAAUCUGGCCCUGCACCGCUUGGUGUAAAUAUUACUGCCGAUCAUAAACCGCUUCCAAAGAAGCCAGUCGUUAAAGACAAUGGGGAUGGAACAUAUGAUGUCACAUAUGUUCCUCCAGCUGAGGGUGCAAAUCUUCAAGCAAAUGUCACGUAUGCCGGUAAAGACAUAUCUUGUAGUCCAUUUGUUAUGAAGGUUCGACCAUCAGUCGAACCUGAAAAGGUAGUUGUUACUGGUCCCGCAGUAUCACCCAAGGGUGUACCUGCUUCUUUGCCAACAACAUUUACUAUCGAUGCCACAAAAGCUGGCUAUGGAGAUUUGGAAGUACAAGUUCUUGGACCGGAUGGAUAUCCACGCGCAGUAACCGUGACUGAUAAUGGAAAUGGUACUUACAAUGCAAACUUUGUACCGGAUGACUGCGGUCGCUAUAAAGCCAGCGUCAAGUAUGGAGGAAAAGAGGUUCCACAUUCUCCAUUUAAUAUUCAAGCUGUGGCAACUGGACACGCUGAAAAAUGUAAAAUUACUGAGGGUAUACAAAAAACCUUAGUUAGUGGUGAAGAAUACUGCAUAACUGUAAAUACUGAAAAUGCCGGAUAUGGUGCUGUAACAUGUAAAAUUCGUUCCACAACGGGUAAUGAUCUAAAUAUAGACAUUAAAGAAAACGGCGAUGGUACUGUAAGUAUUUUCUAUACAGUACAAGACGUUGGUGAAUAUACUUUGAGUGUUAAAUUUGGCGGACAACCAGUUCCAGAAGGUUUCUAUACAUUCAAGUCAGAAGAAGCGCACGAAAAAAGUGUUGUUAAAUCUUCUACUACGAAAACUUCUCAAUCUCAUAGUAUGAGCAGAACUGAAAGUAUUUCUCAUUCUGAAUCGGUACAAAGUUCAAUGACUGAAUCAAUAUCUCAAAAAACAUCUUAUAGGGCUGUACAGUUAAACAACAUUCCGUUGCCCUCUACUGGCGGAACUGUCGUAGCAGAAGUGCAAUUACCAAGUGGUAAAAAAGAUAAACCUUUGAUCAUUAAUAAUAAAGAUGGUACAGUAAGCAUUAAGUAUGACCCUCAUGAACAGGGUCUGCAUUCACUCACUGUGAAAUAUAAUGGUGAAGAUGUGCAAGGGUCUCCAUUCAAAUUUUAUGCAGACCCAAUUGCGCCAGGCUACGUAACUGCAUAUGGGCCAGGUCUUACGCAUGGAAUUAGUGGCGAGCCUGCUAAUUUUACAAUUUCAACAAAAGGUGCAGGACCCGGUGGACUAUCUAUGGCUGUUGAAGGGCCUAGCAAAGCUGAAAUUAGUUGUCACGAUAAUAAAGAUGGUACUGUUUCAGUAUCUUAUUUGCCCACAGCACCUGGUGAAUAUAAAGUUUCUGUUAGAUUUGCAGACAAACAUAUUCGGGGUUCUCCAUAUGUUGCUAAAGUAACAGGAGAAGGUCGAAAACGAAACCAAAUUUCUGUUGGAUCAUGCAGUGAAGUAUCAUUUCCUGGUACCAUAUCUGAUGCUGAUAUAAGAGCUCUUAAUGCAUCUAUUCAAGCUCCUAGCGGUUUAGAAGAACCCUGUUUUCUUAAACGUUUGACAACUGGAAAUAUUGGAAUUUCUUUUACACCUCGCGAAGUAGGAGAGCACAUAGUUUCAGUUAAAAAGGGAAACAAACAUAUUGCUAACUCUCCAUUCAAUAUUAACGUUGGAGAGCGAGAAGUCGGUGAUGCCAAGAAAGUUGUAACAAAUGGUAAGGCAUUGAAAGAAGGAAAAACACAUCAGGAAAAUACAUUUACUGUUGAUACCCGAAAUGCGGGUUAUGGAGGUUUAUCUUUAUCUAUUGAAGGUCCUAGCAAAGCUGAGAUCAAUUGCAAGGACAACGAUGAUGGCACACUAAAUAUAUCUUAUAAACCUACUGAACCUGGAUUUUAUUUAGUAAAUCUUAAAUUUGCCGAUCACCAUGUUGAUGGGUCACCUUUUACAGUUAAAGUCACAGGAGAAGGAUCAAACAAACAACGCGAAAAUAUUCAACGGCAGCGAGAAGCUGUUCCUGUAACUGAAAUUGGCAGUCAAUGUAAGUUAACAUUCAAGAUGCCAGGAAUUACAUCUCGCGACUUAGCUUCAACAGUAACUAGUCCAAAUGGAGUUACAGAAUCCGCACAAAUAAAAGAAGUUGAAGAUGGACUAUAUGCAGUGAACUUUGUACCAAAGGAACUUGGCGUGCACACUGUUUGUGUAAAAUACAGGGAUAUGCAUAUUCCUGGUUCUCCUUUCCAAUUCACUGUUGGGCCGCUAAGAGAUGCCGGUGCGCAUCUUGUUAAAGCUGGAGGUUCUGGUCUUGAACGCGGUGAACAAGGUAAAAUAGGAGAAUUUAAUGUUUGGACCCGCGAAGCAGGCGGCGGUUCUUUGGCCAUUUCAAUGGAAGGGCCUUCAAAGGCUGAAAUUGAUUUCAAAGACCGAAAAGACGGUUCAUGUGAUGUAGCAUACAAAGUUUCUGAGCCUGGUGAAUACAGGGUUGCAAUUAAAUUUAAUGACACUCAUAUACCUGAUUCCCCUUACAAAGUAUACAUUUCUCCUGCUGUUGGAGAUGCGCAUAAAUUAGAAGUAACAAACUUCCCGACAGGCAAUGUGAAGGCAGAUAAACCAAUGCAAUUCAUUGUUAAAAAGAAUGGCGCUAAGGGUGAUAUAGAUGCAAAGGUUGUUGCUCCAAGUGGCAAUGAAGAUGAUUGCUUUAUUCAACUAAUUGAUCAAGAUCGUUACUCUGUUCGAUUUAUGCCGAGAGAAAAUGGUAUUCACAGCGUUCAUGUAAAAUUCAAUGGUGUACACGUUACAGGUUCUCCAUUUAGAAUAAAAGUAGGAAAUGAUGAAGCUGAUCCGGCAGCUGUUAGAGCAUAUGGAAGCGGACUCAAAAACGCGAAAACAGGAAUGAAAUCUGAGUUUGUAGUGGAUACAAUUACAGGCAAUGCAGGACCAGGUACGAUGGCAGUAACAGUAGAUGGUCCUAGCAAGGUAACAAUGGAUUGCUCAGAGUCACCCGAGGGAUAUAAAGUAAGAUAUACUCCAUUGCUGCCAGGUGAUUAUUUUGUUUCUGUCAAAUACAACCAAAAUCAUAUCGCCGGUUCGCCGUUCCGCGUGCAUUGUGUUGGAGAUAAAUUGGCAGAUACAGGAUCUUCAGAAUCAUCUUCAGUAGUAGUAGAUACGACGAAAAAGGGUCAUGUGCAAAAGCAAGGUAGUUUCGAUUUCCAAUCGGAUGCGAAGAAAGUAACAUUGAAAGGUGCUGGACUUGAAAAGCCGUUCUUGAACAAACAAAACCAAUUUAUUGUCAAUGCUGCAAAGGCUGGCAACAACAUAUUAUAUGCUGGUGUCUACGGUCCACACGGACCAUGUGAUGAAGUCUAUAUCAAGCACACUGGGAAUCAUCAAUACACUGUCAGCUACUUGAUAAAAGAACCAGGAGAGUACAUGAUCACUGUCAAGUGGGGAGAUGAACACGUACCUGGUUCACCAUUUACAUUGUUCGCCUAAUGGACGUAUGCUCAAGACGCCCGACAAUAAUAAGUACUACGAAAUUUAGUCAUAUAUUUGUAUAAUUAUCAAUAUUGUUAACAUAUUCAAUGUUAUUGCUAUAAACAAAUAAGUCAGAUUUUGUCUGUCACUGCAUGGGAUAAUUAUGUUAUACGAAUAGAACUAAGAUUUUAAUUUGAUAUAGAACAUAUAUCAUGAAAUAUUUUAUAUUUAAUAUAUUUUUACUCGUCUGUUGCAUAUUUGCAAAGUGGCAGAUAUUUAUAUUUAUAUGCUAUUGUUAAAAAAGUUAUUUAAAUGAGAUUUUUUAAAGUAAUGAAAAAUUUUAAGCAGUGACCUUACUACUGUCAAUUUCAAUGUUAUUAUAAGUGCUAUUAUUCUAGAUAUUUGUAAUAUUAUAUAAAUAUAUUUUUACUCGUAAAAUUUUUUAAAUUGCAGUU